AUGGCUUUAACCAAAUUGUUCAUCGUCGUGGCUCUGGCCGUCGCCUACGCUUCAGCUUCACCAGCCUCCUCUUCAUCCACCGACCUCAGCUUCGAGGAAACCAUCGCCAAGUACAUCCAACACCAAGAAGUAUCCAUCGACAUCCCGUUCGUAGACUCCAAGGUCACCUUAGACGCCAGGAAUUUGGAGGAAGAUGAGCUCGAUCUUAAAGUGCAAUUAUCUGCUGCUGGAGAAGCUCGCAAAUCCAGCAAGUUGAAGAAGAUCUUCGCCCCGAUCUUCCUCUUCGUUAUGCUGAAGGCUGUCACCUUGAUCCCAAUGGCUCUCGGUCUUCUCAGUUUGAAGACUUUCAACGCUCUUCAACUCUCUUUCGUUACCUUCGUCAUCUCCAUCGGUCUGGCUGUUUACAAGCUCUGCCAGAAGGUUCCUCAUGAGCAUGCUCCAGUAGUCUCCCAUUCCGCCCCGUGGAAGAGGUCGAUCUCUGAGGAAUCUGCCGCCCAGCAAAUGGCAUACUCUGCUUACAUCAACUAA
Messenger RNA from Nicrophorus vespilloides, 528 nucleotides. RefSeq lists its product as uncharacterized. Lineage: Eukaryota; Metazoa; Arthropoda; Insecta; Coleoptera; Silphidae. The transcript has 2 exons. The coding region runs from base 1 to 528 and encodes 175 amino acids. The record is from RefSeq and is a predicted model, not a curated record.